UUUGGCAUCCUCGCUCCGAUCUCAAAUCUGCUGUUGCCCUCUAUUCUCUAGCUGUCCCCUGCCAAGCGUAUACAUCUCUCAUAACUAAUACCCGACGUGUUCGAGGCAUUGUUAUUUCUUGUCGCGUCCCAAAUAGGCUUGAAGGAGAACCUAGUUGGUGAACUUUGAGACUUUCGGGUUCCGCUUCCGAUUCCUAUCCACUCCUCCCUUUUAGGAGCAAGCACCUGGUGGUGUCAUUUCCUGGUACUGCAAUUCUUUAUCUCUUACGGUAGUAUGCUUAGGCCCCUGGUCUUAUAACCUAUACCUCCCCCCGUCGCUUAAGCAAGCCUCACCCGUUAAACCUCGUCAUUAGGAGACGCUUAAGUUCCUUGGACCUUGACAGUGUCAAGAAAAUAAAAAUUGUCGACGCGUCCUACUUUCUUUUUCUUUUCAUGGUUGUCGUUACUAUUUGGCUUUGACACUCCAGAGUUCAGGACUAAUGGUUGUCUCCUCUAUGCAGCAUCAUCCCCACCACUCGCAGGGUCCGGCGCCUCCCCAGCACCUACAGCAUCCUCGGCCCUCGAGUAUCGUUCACCAGCAGCAUCACCAGGCGCCGCAGCAGCAGCCGUCGCAACACCCUUCCGCGUACUCGUCAACACAUUCGAUCCAGCCAGCUUACCAGCAAACUGGACACGCACCGAGUGCUCAACACGCGCAAGAUCUGCCUUACUACGCUCACCAGAGCCCUUACAGCACUCCAGGCACAACGAGCGGAUAUACAUCCGCAGACACCUCCGAUAUGAUGGCCGCAGCUCAAAUGCCUAGACCAUACCCUCCGAUGUCUUAUCAUACGCCCCAAUCGAAUUCGCCAGCUUCUGUCGCGUCGCCGUCAGGUCACGAACAACACCGAAGUCUCUAUGGUCAGCCAACAUCGCAGCUCCAGCCUCAAUCUAUGUACUAUGGCGCGCAACAACCACAAUACUCGUCUCUGCCGCCGCAAGCGCCCUCUCCGUACCAACAACACGCUCAACAGCCACAUCAACCCAUGGCCUCACAGCCAAACAUGAUGAUGUCUCACACGGGCCCGCAGCAUCAGAUGACGCAGCAUGCGAGCCAACACGCGCAACCUGGGAUGACGGGAAGCCCUCGGCAUACUAAGAUGGAGCCUCAGAUGUCUUCGCAACUACAACGGCCCACGCCCGGACCAUUAGGAACUUCCCAGCCAACUCAAAACGGUGGACAAUUAUCAACUCCUACCGGGUCAUCAACACCUGGUGUUAAUAAUAAUGCAGCACCGGGGCCGAUUCCAGCGACUACUCCUCUGGUCGUGAGGCAAGAUAAUAACGGUGUGCAGUGGAUUGCCUUCGAAUAUUCCCGCGACAGGGUAAAGAUGGAAUAUACGAUUCGCUGUGAUGUUGAGUCUGUAAACACCGACGAACUUAGCAGCGAGUUUAAGACGGAAAACUGUGUUUAUCCUAGAGCAUGCUGUCCCAAAGACCAGUACAGAGGGAAUCGGUUGCAGUAUGAGACUGAAUGCAACACGGUUGGUUGGGCAUUGGCUCAGCUCAAUCCGUGCCUCCGCGGGAAGAGGGGACUUAUUCAGAGAGCUGUCGACAGCUGGCGGAAUAGCAAUCAAGACCCUCGGUUGCGAAGUCGACGCGUGCGUCGAAUGGCCAAGAUGAACAAUCGCAAGGCGGUUCAGACUCCCCACUCCACACACAUGUCCGGUCCCAGUGGUCCGGCAGGGAUGUCAACCCCUGGGGCCAUUGGCCCUGGUGGCGGUACGCCCAUGGGGAAACCUGGGAUGAGUAACAUGGGUCCGCAGAUGCACCAUCACCACGCCCACGAAGGAGGUGCUCAGGGUGGAGGAGAUGAAGUCGGGGAUGGAGAGUAUGUGGAUGGAUCUCAUCAUCACCAUCAUCAAGCACCCACCGGGCCGGGAUCUAGAAACCAAGACGACGUCCGUCCGGCUCAAGUUUUUACUGGCUAUCCCCAACAGUACCCUAGCCAUCCCGUCUCGGGAUCGUCCAUGCCGCCGAUCCAUGAUGGACUUGGCGGUUCUCACCACAACACUAUCGUAGCUCGACGCAUGAGCAGAGAUGAUGACAAAAACCCGGAAGGCUUGUUUCCUGAUAUCCCCGAUGCUAAGAAACGAAAGUUCAUACUGGUUGAGGAUAACAAACGCAACUCUCGCCUUCGUGUACGCGUCACCCUUGAAGAUGUGAACCCUAAAGAGAUACCCGAUUCAUUUCGCAAAAGUUCGGCUGUAUUCCCACGCAGUUAUUUCCCGCGCGAAAUGCAAAGCCCGCCUCCGAGCGCCACCGGUAGUCAAUUCUUCGAAGAUGACCUCAGUGACGAUAACGUCGAAGUUGACGGCGGGCGAUCUAGACGUGCCCGUAGGGGAAAUGUAAGAGAACGGGUCAUGGUGAAAGCCCCAAUGUCUGAUGGGAACGAGGCCGAGGUUGCUAUACCGAGGAUCAAAAGAGGCACGCGCAUAAAGGAAGUACGACUCAACGACCUGGCUUACCGCAUGGCGUGGAUGCAUAGCCGUGUGUUUGCGGGCAGGACCGUCUUCCUACAGCGAGCACUUGACUGUUACCGUAACAAGACUUGCACCGCAAUCGAAGGCAUGGCGCAAGACAUGAAGACCAUGGUGCCCCACUACGAAACCCGAGUUGGCAAGCGAAGAUGGGGUGAGCGAAUGCGUCGUGGCGAGAAGCGAGAUGACGAGUCUUAGUUUGAGAUAUCUUGCCUUCUGUCGGCUCCGUGUAGGUGGCCAUUAACGAACAAAUACCCGCUGCUCGUCACCCUUUGUUUAAAGCUCCUCUUCUACGUCUACGUCUCAAACGCGUCG
Messenger RNA from Daldinia loculata, 2833 nucleotides. RefSeq lists its product as uncharacterized. The transcript is spliced from 4 exons. Bases 479 to 2716 code for a protein of 745 amino acids. The record is from RefSeq and is a predicted model, not a curated record. Lineage: Eukaryota; Fungi; Ascomycota; Sordariomycetes; Xylariales; Hypoxylaceae.